This is a messenger RNA of Penicillium oxalicum, 957 nucleotides long. RefSeq lists its product as uncharacterized. The transcript has 2 exons. The record is from RefSeq and is a predicted model, not a curated record. The coding region runs from base 1 to 957 and encodes 318 amino acids. NCBI's taxonomy places the organism in Eukaryota, Fungi, Ascomycota, Eurotiomycetes, Eurotiales, Aspergillaceae.
AUGGCGACCCAGGCGGAUCCAGAACUCCGUGCUGAAGUGGAUUGUAUGAUCUUGGACUAUCUGGCCUGUCUCGCCAUUGAGAGAACUCUCUCCGCGGCAGAGGACUCGACUCGAGGUUCUGCCCAGGGAGACGAGGUCAAUUGGAUGGUUGAACCUGUGCAAGUCUCAACACGAAUCUGGAACAUCUCAUCGUUCAAAGCCACUUGUCUAACUCCUCUCUCUCUCUCUCUCUCUCUCUCUCUCUCUCCAGCCUUCAAAUCGGCCAUGACCACGGCAUACCCCGAGACUCUCCUCCCACGCGAUCUCGAGAUCAAGAUCCAAAUUUUGAGUAUCGCCCAUCAUUUUUGGAACUAUCCCGACCACACGGCGAAAUCCUCUUUUCCGCAGGAAUCCAAUCCAAGCGCAAGCUCUCAUCCCACAACUGGAACCAACGAUCGUCCGCCACGACCCCACCUUGCCAGUAUCGGAAUUGACUUUGUAGAAAUGUGCUCGGUCGCAGUCUCCAAAGUCUCCCACACACGCUGGUUCGAUCUCGGUGGCCGAUUCAUGCUUCAGGCUCGGAUGGAGGAGCAUCGCGAGGGUCAUGUGCGAACGGCCGCGAUCCCAUGGUUCUACGCCUGGAUGCCCAAUAGUCCGGAUCUGAGAGAGAAGUGGACGGUGGUGCGGGAUCGGUAUGCAGCAGAGUUACCACAGUCCCCAUCCUCGUCUCUGUCAUCAUCAUCGAUGGCAUCCUUUCAAGAAAAGGCAAACCCCAUGGGAAACGGUACCGAGGAGGCGUGGAGACAAGCCCAGGAUAAAUUCCCCUUUGUCGAAUUCAAGCGCAUGGUGAUCAUGUUUCUAGUCGAGCUGAUGAUGACGCUUGAUCAGCCGAUCUUGCUGCAAUUGGAGUGUGGCAAGCUGGGCCAUUUGACCGUCGCGGAGACGAGCCAGUUGAUGGAACGCAUUGGAAUCCGCUAA